Medicago truncatula (barrel medic) is the source of this 378-nucleotide messenger RNA. RefSeq lists its product as uncharacterized. The record is from RefSeq and is a predicted model, not a curated record. NCBI's taxonomy places the organism in Eukaryota, Viridiplantae, Streptophyta, Magnoliopsida, Fabales, Fabaceae. The coding region runs from base 1 to 378 and encodes 125 amino acids. The transcript has a single exon.
AUGGUGGCGGCGAUAUUGACCAUGAGAACAGGAACUUCCGAUUUUUUCACACAAAAACUCUUCCCUCUAAACAUCAUCACCACCAACACAAAACCUCGCAUUCAACGCACCUCUUCCUAUUAUUUCUUUCAACCAUAUCAAAUGGCUGAACCCCCACGAACCGAUAAUACACCCGCGCCGCACCCGAUCCAACCCAAACCUAACUCCACCGUCGAGAAGAAGGAGAUUCCUCCUCCGCCGGAGAAACCCGAUCCCGGUGAUUGUUGUGGUAGCGGAUGCGUCAGAUGUGUUUGGGAUGUUUAUUAUGAUGAGCUUGAAGAAUAUAAUAAGCUUUAUAAAGAUAAAGAUCUAGAUUCUAAUCCCAAAUCAAAACCCUGA